This is a messenger RNA of Macrosteles quadrilineatus (aster leafhopper), 1239 nucleotides long. Its product is annotated as regucalcin-like. Gene Ontology annotation, biological process: L-ascorbic acid biosynthetic process. The record is from RefSeq and is a predicted model, not a curated record. NCBI's taxonomy places the organism in Eukaryota, Metazoa, Arthropoda, Insecta, Hemiptera, Cicadellidae. The transcript is spliced from 6 exons. Gene Ontology annotation, molecular function: calcium ion binding; gluconolactonase activity. The coding region runs from base 1 to 1239 and encodes 412 amino acids.
AUGGUUGACGUAGCUCAAACGACAAUCCCUGGAUACAGCCCUGCAUCGGUCCCGAAUGACGCUAAAGUUGUGGUAGUCAAUCAAGUUGAGAGAUAUCUUAUAUUUCUUGUGAAGCGUCUUCUUCAGAAUAACAAGUUCCCUAAGCUCUUUGGAGAACCAUUUUGGAAAGACGGAGGGACUGACAGACUUCCAAGGAGAAAUAAAGACUAUAAAAUUAGUACCGUAAACUCUGAAGUCGUUGAUGGGUUUACCGGAGGACUCUACUGGGAUGGUGAACACAAUCGACUUUACUGGCUAGAAAUGGGUUACGAUGAUGACCCAAUGUCUAUCGUCUGCUACAAUCCAGACACAGGGGUGACCUUCAAGGCUACAAUAGGAGGCAAGCUGAGACCUUUGUCCAUGGCUAUUCAAGUGGAAGGGACACAGGAUAUGUUCCUUAUAGGAGUGGGAGGUGCUCUGGCUUUGAUUCGGUGGGAUUGUACAAGUAACAGAGAUAUCAAUCCUGUUGAGGUAUUUCACUUGGAAAAUGGUAAGCGAUUUAAUGAUGGAAAAGCGGACUCUGCAGGACGACUUUGGGCUGGUACAUUGAAACCAGGGUCCAGCCCACGUUGGUAUGACUAUAGAUUUGCAUCUAUCAACAAAAUUGACGAAGGAAAACAAUUAAAACGAAUGUUCUCUAGAAAGGAGAUGAUGAACGGUAUGGAAUGGAGUUUGGACGACAAUACUAUAUUCUUUAUGGAUUCUUGGAACCAUAUUAUAUACAAGGUUAACUAUGAUAGAAAAAAAGAUGAACUAGGAAAAUCGAGAUGGGCCUGGUACACCCUAUACGAAUCCACAGCAGAAACACCUGAAUACAUUUCUGGUUAUGGACUGACCAUCGACAAUGAAGGGCAGCUGUGGAUCCCUGGCAACGGUCUGGGGACGGUGUUUCGAAUUAAUCAUGAGCAAUUGGGUCCGAAUCCACUGGUAUCCUUGAAGGCGGAAGAGAUAACAAUACCCGAAACCAUGUGGCCGACGUCUGUGUGUUUUGGCGGCAAAGACCUCGACAUUCUUUUUGUAACAACCGCUCGUUUCGAUUGGACAAAGAUUCUCAAAAAUAAAAAACAAAAUCCAAACGCAAGUACUACGGAUUACCCAAAAUCUGGAUAUACGUUUAUGAUAACUGGGCUUGGAGUGACAGGAGCGAGACCCAGCAGACCCGUCAAAAUACCAGAUGAUAUGCUGAAGAAAUGCUGCUAG